Didymodactylos carnosus is the source of this 1377-nucleotide messenger RNA. Lineage: Eukaryota; Metazoa; Rotifera; Eurotatoria; Philodinida; Philodinidae. The record is from the annotation of a GenBank genome assembly.
AUGAAUUCUUUAUUUAAAUCGAUUUCAAGUCCAAGAUCAGCAUUAUUUACAAUUCAAAAGCGAACUCUGUUUGAUGUUCAAAAUGUUUGGGGACGUACAACUGUUGACACUCAAAAACCAGAAAUUAGUGGAUCAUUGACUGAAAUGCCACGACAAAAUGAAGCAGUUGCACCAUUGUCUGGUGUUCCGGCAUCAAUUUUGAAAGAACGUCGGUGUCGUAUAUUCGUUCCGGCUCGCAAUGCCAUGCAGUCUGGCACAAAUAAUACGAAAAAAUGGAAAAUUGAAUGGAACUCACAAGAACGUUGGGAAAAUCCUUUAAUGGGAUGGGCAUCGAGUGCUGAUCCACAUUCAUCUCUCAUGGUUGAUUUUUCGUCUAGAGAAGAUGCAAUAGUCUAUUGCGAACGAAUGGGUUACAAAUAUGAAAUAGUUGAACCGCCACCGCUAAGUGAUAGUUAUCUUCAGAUACUUUUCAAUGAUGAUAUGUUAUUCGAAGCAAACAAAUUUGCUGAUAUGACUGAAGAAGAAUUUGAACAAAAAAUUCUAAUGAAACCUCAACCACCACCAAUACACUCUCAAUCACGGUAUAUUCAUAUUUCUGACGAGAUUAAACAACAGUUACCAGAUGAUUUCGAUUGGCGAACGAAGAAUGCAGUUACACCGGUGAAAGAUCAAGGAACUGUUGGUACAUGUUGGGCAUUUAGUACAGUUCAAAAUAUCGAAAGCCAGUGGUUUCUUCGUAACAAUGGUUCGAUGUUGACAAAUUUAUCGGUUGAACAAAUUGUGGAUUGUGAUGGAACACAAAAGUCUGAUACUUUACAAGCGGACUGUGGUGUUUAUGGAGGAUGGCCAUUUUUAGCAUUUCAAUAUUUAAUUGCUCAAGGUGGAAUUGCUGAUGAGGCAAGUUACAGUUAUUGCGCUGGCAUAAAAUCACCAUGUGAACCGUGUAACGCGCCUGGUUACAAUAAAUCGUUGUGUGGACCACCCAUACCAUUCUGUUACCUUAAAGACAGUUGUGAAUCAAAACUUGAUCUAGCAAAAUUUGUUCCUGGUCUUAAAAUUGUAGACUGGAAAGCAAUUGAAGAAGAUGAAGAAUCAAUUGCCGCAGCUUUAAUAACCUAUGGUCCAUUGUCGGUUGCACUUAAUGGUCUGAUGUUACAAUUUUAUCAUAAAGGUAUCUUUAAUCCGCUAAUGUGUAAUCCAAAAAAUCUAGAUCAUGCUGUAUUACUUGUUGGAUUUGGUAUCGAAGGUAAAAAGCCCUAUUGGAUUGUGAAAAAUUCGUGGGGUGUAAACUGGGGUGAACAGGGUUACUUUCGAAUAUUACGGGGAAAAGGAGUUUGUGGAAUCAAUACACAGGUGACAACUGCUGUUCUUGAGUGA